AUGUUUCGGUUCGCAAGCGCCAUCCCCUCUCUUCGAGGAGCGACCAAUGCUCCGGUCGAGAGCCAGGCGAACUCUCCAGGAGAAGCAGAGGACCAGGUCGCCCCGUUAAGCGCCAUAUCUUCUAGCAGCAAUAGCGAGACAACGCCCACUCAGAAUAUUCCUUCCUGGGCGAGGGAACUGAACAAUGCACGAGCCAACAGGCACAGUCGAGCCUCGUCGAUUGUGUCCACCCAGUCCAAGUUCACCACGACUACUCUGCAAGAAGAUGCUCGCAGCAUCGACAUCAACGUCGCCGGCCAGUAUUUUCGGAUCAGUCGGGAUGGCUCGCGAAUUACAGCGGAUGCUCCGCCGCCGUAUACUGGGCCGGACGAUACUCUACACUUCCACGGGGAUCGAACAAGCGACGUCGUGAGCUUGGACAGUCGCCUUGAAGUGGAUAGUCAAGAUAUCGACGAAGACGAUCUGGAGGACGGCGCAGUCACUCCGAGGUCAACAUUCACAGCCAUCGAUCAUGAUGCUACCGUGCGAGCCAACAUACUCGACCCGACAGAGCUUGAAUUGCCGUCACCAUUGGCACAUGAUCAGCUGUACCGUCGCUCAUCUUCGGCCACGGUCAUCACCAGCGAACGGACGACUGGUUCUGCCAGCGGGCUUAACCGAAGUCGCUACAGUGAAGAUGACUCGGAGAUUCCCCCUGGUCCAAGGCCAGACCAUCGCGGAAGGAGAGUGGCCUCAGAAGAUCUCACGUUUGACAGGGUGGAUGAGAUAUCACAAUCGUUGCCAUUAAGGAGGUUGCACCAAGGACGCCUACCCCGACUUAUCACGUCGAGAGGCAUGUCGCGAGCCAGCCAUCGACACCAACACCAUCGGCAGCGAUUCAACGCAUCGCGAGGACGAGGACGUUCACUCCAAAUCCAAUCUGCUGGCGCAAUUCUAGAUGACUUACGCAUCGACCAUGAACCACGAUCUCCUGACUACAUAGGGAGACACGCAAGGGGCAGGUUCCCAGUCCCCACCAAUUCGGCGACGACCCAGGAUACCAGUGCUCUCAGAAAUGGCGAAUCAUUAGCCAGAGCAGCAAACCCUCUCGACAUGAGCGAGACGCCAGAGGAAAGCAAUACACCUCUACCUAUGGACGACGAGAACGACAUCUCUCUCCAUUACGCGCGAAUGAUGCGGAAACUGGACUCCACGCACCGCAAAGCGCUCCUCUUCAAAGACAGGCAGAUUGCAGAGCUUCGCGAGAAACUAAAUGAAAAGGACAUUGUGCUCAGACAGCAACUGCGGGCCAAAGACUUUAUCAUCGACGACCUCAAGAAACGGCUGAGUAACCUGGAGGAGAACGUUGAGGUCAUGCUAGAAAAGGCCCGACAUCAAGUGGAAGAUCUGUGGGAGUCGCGGUGGAAAGACCGUGACUUCCACCUGCGGGAGCGUAUGAGACGGAUAGAGGAGGAGGCCCAGAAGACGGUCGACCACGUGAGGGCUUCUCAAGGUCAGCCGGAACGAGAGCCGAAGAGUACGAGUAACGAGUAG
Messenger RNA from Fonsecaea erecta, 1533 nucleotides. RefSeq lists its product as hypothetical. The record is from RefSeq and is a predicted model, not a curated record. The transcript has a single exon. The coding region runs from base 1 to 1533 and encodes 510 amino acids. Lineage: Eukaryota; Fungi; Ascomycota; Eurotiomycetes; Chaetothyriales; Herpotrichiellaceae.